Molecule: messenger RNA, 852 nt
Organism: Acyrthosiphon pisum (pea aphid)
Lineage: Eukaryota; Metazoa; Arthropoda; Insecta; Hemiptera; Aphididae
Gene: mRpL13
Product: mitochondrial ribosomal protein L13
Exons: 5
Coding region: 107-649 (180 amino acids)
Biological process (GO): negative regulation of translation; translation
Cellular component (GO): mitochondrial large ribosomal subunit; ribosome
Molecular function (GO): mRNA binding; structural constituent of ribosome
Source: RefSeq, a predicted model, not a curated record
UAUCUUAAAUCGUGCUAGCGACUAGAAAGUAGAGAGCAAGUUUGAAAUUGUAUUAUAUUGUGAAUUUUUUUUUUAAGUUGCACUUGGUUUAUAUCUACAAAUACCAAUGUCACAAUUAGGAAGAGUAAAACAAUGGAACACGUUUGCUCGCUGUUGGCAUUUGUUUGAUGCAGCUUGGCAAAAUCCUUUGGAAUGUUCUCCGACAAUUGAAAAGUAUUUAAAGGGGCUCAAUAAACCAAUUUAUCAUCCUUUAGUUGAUUGCGGCGAUCAUGUUGUGGUUAUAAACAGUAAACAAAUUGCAUUUCCUGGCGAGGAAUGGCGUCGACGUGCUUAUUUCCAUCAUACAGGAUAUUCAGGUGGAGCAACUUGGACUCCAGCUUGGGAAUUACAUGAUAGAGAUCCAACUAUGAUAUUCAGAAAAGCUGUUUAUCAUCAUAUGAAAGGCAACUUAUUCAGAAGAGUAGUUAUGGAACGCUUACACAUUUUCUCAGACUCUAACGUACCAGAAGAGGUUAUGGAGAAUAUUACCAACCAAAUUCCACCAUUAAGAUCUAUACCAAAGACAUUGAGCUCUUAUAGUAAAGAAGAAAUUGAAAAAUACCCAAAGAUUAUAGACUACCCUGAAGAUUUUAUUUUGUCAAAAAAUUAAAACUAUAUAUUAUGUUUAUAAUAUUAUUUUAAAUUAGACUAUUAUUAGUAUGAUGUAAAGAUAAAAUUAACUUUUUUUCAAUUGAUUAUUGAUUUUUUUUUUAAUAAAUUCUAAAAAUAAAUUCUAAUAUUUCUAACAAAACACUUUUGUGAUCUCAGAUCUGAUCACCUACUAACAAAUAAAGUAUGAAUAAUAAUCAUUAA